GGGCGUCAUGUAGAUCAAUGAUAAUUGUUUUAGAAACUCAAAAUCUCAGUGGGUGCGACUGGGGGGCUGUCUCCCCCACGCCCCCCGUGGCUACGCCACUGCAUGUAAUAGAUCUUUGAUCACAGUUUCGUGAAAAGACCUGCUGUUUCGAGUCAGUGCUAAAAUUGAAAGGUUGCUGCAAAUUUUGAAAUGUGCUCAGCGUGAGGGCACCAUUCGCUGGUUCACGCGCAUGGAUUAUCAUGUACACAUUAUAUUCGGGACCAAGAGUACGAGAAAAAGUUAAACCACCGAUCUUCUUGUAAGAGCGUGCAUAGCUCGUUGGCCAUUCCCAGCUCAGCCUCGUUCCCGGGUUCUCGAGCAGUACGCUCCCUCCACUACUUGCUCUCCCAUCCUGGUAUUGGAUCUUUGCAUAUCAUGUUUGUUUGGAUUUGUAUGCAACCAAGGAAUAGUCUGGUGUCUGUCUGUAAAUUACAUCAACGUUUGUUUUUGUAUGUGGUGUCUGGGGUAAAAACAGAAUCAAUUCGUCGCGAAGUCUCGAAAACAGGAGUUAAAAUGUUACAACCUUAUCCGGCCAAUAAUUAUGCAGUAAGGCCUAUACCUUUCAUAUUUAUAUGAGUAAAUUGGAAAGAAAAGGAUUAUUUUUGUGAAGGUGUGGACUAAUAAUUACAAUUAACAUGAAAACACGUUAUACACGUUGGAUUAACAACACCGAGUACACGAUAUAAAGCCAGUAUACUUGACAAUUGCGAGUAUACUUGCCAAUUGCGGUAUCGAGUCAGGAUACAGGAAGAAAGUUUCCUAUCCAGGGCUUACUAUAUAUUAGAAACGAGGUUGGACAUGAAGUAAGCACUGGGGACGAGGUGGACCCAGUGAGGACUCGAAAAAAAUACGUCAUACAUCCAGAAGUCAGCCCUUCCCCCGCGCCCUGCCUGUUUAGGGCGGUGGGUACGAGCGAAUGCUUUUUACUGUAUGACGUCAUUGCCGUUGAGGGCGCACUUGUACACGGAGCCUGUAACAUUAAAGAAAGAAGAAUUUAUGCGCAUUUAUUUUGUUCAAUUAACUUCACAAAAUAAUACAAAUCUAUAUGCGAUGGGUCAGUUUUUUUCCUUUAAAAUAAUAUAUUUCGUGACUGUGUGUUAAGGAUGUGGAGAGCCUUAUAUUUAUAUGUUAUUGAAACUGCACCUUUAACUUUGCUUUGAUGCAGGGAGCACACUAGACAGUAAUGUUAACCUCUAUAGCUGAACGCGCUAGUGAUGAAUGGCAUCACUUUGUUGCUAGCGCGUGCUGCACCAAAUGUUUCCAAACAAAAUCCUUAUAACACGCUCUUUACAUAUUAGAUGUUUAGGAAGUAUUUUGUAGCGUUUUUUUUUUAUUAUUUUGUAUUUUCAAUAAUCAAAUAAUAUUUUUGUAAUCCUUAAUAACUAUUUUUCAUUUUUAAAGAGUUGGAUCUUUCAUAGGUUCAUCCCGUGGUCAGUAGCAAAAUGUGCCAAUCGCGGAUCGGCGAUAGAUAUAAAAGCUGCAGUGACCUAGGGUCAUCGUACACUUGGCCCGGAAUGUACAGACAUGCACUGGUCAUGAUGGCAAACUAUCCACAAUGCAUUGCGACGUCAGCAUUUCCUUGACAGAAUAAUGUGUGACACCUUGAAUAGGGCGGUGGAUACAAGCAAACGUGUUGACUGUCGUGAACUGCCAUAUGGCUUUUUUUAUAUUCUCAUAUUCGAACAUGGCUAUCGGGAGACGGUGGCGCCACAUCAAUGCAUGUCGAUGUUCAAUUAUAUGCACAAUAAAGAUAUGUUUUUACGUGCUGAGUGAGAGGGGUUUGUAAACUGAAGCAUCUUUGUUGUUCGUAUUUCUGUUUUUAUCUUCUUCCAUGUCUGCAAACAAUGAGCUUGAUUACGUGCGCCACAUGUCUCACAAACAAUCCCUAGUUGUGCUGUCAUUUCCCCCUUUUCAUACAGGAAAUCUUUCCGGAAAUAUAUAGGCCCGAAAAAAACCCUUUGUAAAAUAAGAAGAAGGAUCAACAGUUUGCUGAACCCGACACAGUGUGAGAUAUUGGUCCAUUACAUCCUUCGCACGUGACCCGGAAGGAUCCUGACUUUGACCUGCUAAGUGACCUCGAUUAGGCCUAAUAAUACACGUACUUCCGGGCUGGGGUACGUGCAGUUAUGAUCAUCCGCAAAUUUAAAUUUAAAGCUUUGUGCAGGCGAAAACCAUAUAUAAGACUAACAACCUGUGCUCGCCUUGCAUUCGAGUCUGAAUUAAUUACAAAGUCGCAAUAAAUAAUGGCGCACCCUGUAGAGAAGCGGCGUGUGUUCUACUUUCUACUGCAUUUGUCUUUCUACCUGUCUGAGGCAGCAGAUGUGUACAUGUCCAGUUCUUGCGGCCAGACAAUUAACAUUGGGCGAUCCGGUGGCACCUUGGACUCUCAAAGUAGCUUGACCUACCCUAAUGGUCAAGACUGCCAGCUAGUUCUGGAAGCUGAAAUUGGUCGACAAAUCCUCCUCACUUUCAAAGAGUUCACAGUUGAGGGACAAGGAACAGGUUGCCAGGCCUACGACUAUCUCGAAAUCUACGAGGGCAGGCUCUUCCAAACGACGCCGGAUCUUGGAGUUUUCUGUGGGUCUUUGGACGACACGCACAAUGUCGUGUCCACGUCCAAUUACAUCAGACUGAGAUUUAAGACCGACUCCUCGCUUGCGUAUCGUGGAUUUCUCUUGGCGUAUACAUCGUUCGAUGCCUCGGGUACCUGUGACUGGGGCGAGCUCAAAUGCGCCAACGGCAGGUGCAUCGACAUUGAUCUCAAAUUCAACGGAUUCAACAACUGUGGAGACAACAACGACGAAGGGGCUGUCGUGAGCUACGAAGAACUGAGUCCAGGUAUCAUCCUAGUCAUCAUCAUAGCAUGUCUUGUCUGUCUAGUGAUGUGCAGUGUCAGCUGCGCGUGCAUAUGGCAGCGUGUUUGCAAGAGUACCCCACGGACCCAGACACAGACACCAGAACAGACCGGAGUCAACGCCACACAGCCGACGAACAACCAGCAAGUGCCACUGGCCAUGCAACCGACCAGUCAGCUGGAUAAAUCCACACCCAAUCCUGGUCAACCGGGACCAUAUCCCAGUCAACCCUCCCCACAUCUCGGCCAAUCAGGUCCGUAUCCCGCUCAACCAACACAAAAUCCCGGUCAGGCGGUUCAAUAUCCGGGUCAGCCGGUCCAAUAUCCGGGUCAGCCGGUCCAAUAUCUGGGUCAGCCGGUCCAAUAUCCCACUCAACCGGGACAAUAUCCCAACCAACCAGUCCAAUAUCCCAACCAACCGGUUCAGUAUCCCAACCAACCGGUCCAAUAUCCAGGUCAAUAUUCCAAUCAAGUACCAGCACACUAUACUGGCCAACCACCGGCCUAUCCCGGUCACCCAGCUCCAAAUAUGGGCCAAGCUGCUCCAAAUAUGGGUCAGACAGCACCGAAUAUUGGUCAACCAGCUCCAAAUCCGCAAGAGCCGGCUUCAAAUCCGCAAGAGCCAGCCCCAACUACGGAACAACCCACUGCUAAUACACAAGAACCGACAGAACCCGGAGAAAGCGAAACAAAUGAAAUUUGAAAUCUUUUGAUCUGCAGUAAAAAAAAAUAGACAUAAUAUGUAGCCGAACAUGAACACUCUAUACACACCCGUACCCUCAAUUGUUUUGAAAACGCUGCAGACAGCAUACCAUAUAUUCGUUUGAAUAAUAACGAGUGUCCUUUAAUUGUCAUUUUACUCAACAUUAAAAUACCUUCCAGGUAUAUAUAUUUUAGACCAAAUUGAUUGAUUUAAAAAAAUAACAUUUUCACUUAAUAUUUUUACUAACUCAUUUAUGGUUGGCAUAUAUUUGCCAACCUUCUGUAGCGAUAUUCUAACGAUGUGUAUUAUAGCAUAUCGAGUAAAAAACUACACAGAAAACGAGACCUCGUGAUGCCAACAAGAUUUCCAAGAUUUCUAAAAUCCUCCUGGAAAGUUAGCAAGAUAAUUUGUAAUCCUUGCAAGGAAAUUUUGCAAAUUAUAAUGGCCUACUAUUUUGUAAAAAUGCUUUUUUUUUUCAAAUGGUAUACGAGUAUUGCCGCAUAAGGAGUAAAAGUGGUAAUUUUAUCAUCUCACUUUUUAGUAAGUAUAAACUAGAAUUAUUAAUUGAUUUUUUUUGUAUUUGAUGAUUGCUAUGUACAAAAGCUCAUACAACAUUGAUCACCUUUUGUAUACUCAUGAUGUAUAGUUUUAGCUACAAAUUGAACUUUGUUCAAUUCAAAUCUUUUGUUUAUAUAUUUGUCAGAAUUUCACAUAUAUUAAAAUAUUUUUUAGUAUAGGC
Messenger RNA from Patiria miniata (bat star), 4335 nucleotides. RefSeq lists its product as uncharacterized. The transcript is spliced from 4 exons. The coding region runs from base 2283 to 3596 and encodes 437 amino acids. NCBI's taxonomy places the organism in Eukaryota, Metazoa, Echinodermata, Asteroidea, Valvatida, Asterinidae. The record is from RefSeq and is a predicted model, not a curated record. Gene Ontology annotation, molecular function: protein binding.